Molecule: messenger RNA, 1108 nt
Organism: Verticillium dahliae VdLs.17
Lineage: Eukaryota; Fungi; Ascomycota; Sordariomycetes; Glomerellales; Plectosphaerellaceae
Exons: 1
Coding region: 403-762 (119 amino acids)
Source: RefSeq, a predicted model, not a curated record
AGUGCUUCCUUUCUUUCUAUGAAUACAUGUUUUGCCCUAUUUUUUGUAAAUCACGUAAAGUUUCCGAUCGAUCCUCAGAAGACAGUCUGCCAAUACAAAAUCCGCGAGGGCCGGCAUUCCUCUUGUCAUUGAAGCCACAGCAGCAGCAACAGCAGCAGAAGAAGCGUGCAUGAAGAAGCAGACAUUCACGUAUCAAACCACCACACCCCACGACUUCACAUGUCAAUACAUUGACACACCACUACGAAACGCAACCACCAAGCCAUUCUUCAUCUCACAGUUAACUUGCGCCCGUCUCCCAUUUCUCGGGAGAUUUCAAUUUUAUUCUUUUUAUUCUCGGAAGGCCACUCUUUCAACCACUACAACACACAUUGAAGCUCUUCUCAGUAUCAGCCAAACACAAUGAAGGCCAUCCGCACCCUGACCUCGCCCAAAUCCUCCCCACGCCUCCCCGCGACAGCGACGAUCCCCGCAUCCCACCGCUCGUUCCACAACACGCCGCAGGAAUCCUCCUCCUCGCAGCUCUCCACGCACCAACACCCCUCCCACCAGCGCCCAAAGCACGACACGGGCAAGAUGUCCUACAGCUCCAGCUCGAGCUCGUCGUCGAGAGCGUCCGACGGCAUCGUCUUCGACGAGGACGUCAUUGAAGAGCUGAGACCCAUCUUGGCCGAGCGCGCGAGGACAGGCGAGGGCAGGACGGGCAAGGGGCAGCAGAUGCGCGGCAUGGGCACCGGGCAGGGUGCCGAGUGGGUUUGGUGAUUGUCGCUUCAGCCUGUGUGUCCCCUUCCUGCCCCUUUGUCUCUGGGGCAGAACUCCUUUAUUCUUGUUUUCUCUUUUUCUUCAUCUUAUUGCUAUGGGUUUUCAAUGUGAGCGACGGGCUGGACUUCGUCAGGCGUUCCAAAACAAGGUGCGGAAAGGGGGCGUUCUAUUCAUGUCGCUUGCCGACGAGGCUGCCGGCUUUUUACGAUCAGGGAAAGGAAUCAAAAUGUCGCCGAUGCGAUUGGCUUUGGGGAGAGGAUGGCACACUGCCUAGGACAAGCGGCCGUGUGCGUACAUGUAUACCGGGUUCUGAGGAACCAGUGCAUCAAUACCAAAAAUUGAACUG